AUUUUUAUUAUUCUGAAAAAAUCUUGGACGGAUUUCCAACAGGGAUUUUGAUUUUUCCAGUUGAAUCAGUGGAUCUGAUCUAAUCUGAUCCGAUUAAUUGAGAUUUCCCCCUUUUCAUCAUUAACUAACAGUGCACGUAAUCAUUCUGUCAAUGGCUGAAGGAAGCAAGCACUCACUCCAAGACAGAGUGGCAAUCGUCACCGGCGCGUCCCGUGGGAUCGGCAGAGCCAUAGCGCUCCAUUUGGCCUCCAUGGGAGCCAAGGUGGUCAUCAAUUACACCUCCAGCUCGGCUCAGGCCGACCUCGUCGCCUCCCAAAUUAACGCCGGAUCCUCCGUCCCACAAGCCAUCACGGCGCGGGCCAAUAUCUCUGAUCCGGCUCAGGUGAAAUCCUUGUUCGACGCGGCCGAGUCAGCCUUCAAUUCUCCUGUCGAUAUCCUGGUCAACUCAGCCGGCGUCCUCGACUCCAAGUUCCCCAACGUUUUUAACACCACAAUAGAAGAUUUCGAUAACACCUUCAACGUGAACACACGUGGGGCAUUCCUCUGCUGUAAAGAAGCGGCCAACAGGAUCAAGCAGGGCAGAGGAGGGAGGAUUAUAUGCCUGACAUCGUCGACGGUGGCAUCUUCGAAAGAAGGCUACGGUGCAUACGCUGCGUCGAAGGCGGCAGUGGAGACCCUGGUGAAAAUACUAGCCAAGGAGCUGAAAGGGACUGGGAUAACGGCAAAUUGCGUAGCGCCGGGACCGGUGGCAACGGAGAUGUUCUUCUCCGGUAAGACGGAGGAGAUGGUGAAAGCGGCGGUUGAAGCGUGUCCCUUGGGCAGGCUGGGGGAGACGGAUGAUGUGGCUCCUGUGGUUGGGUUCUUGGCAAGCGAUGCUGGUGAAUGGGUCAAUGGACAGGUCAUUCGUGUUAAUGGUGGCUACGUGUGAACUCAGGCACCAUUUGUCUCGCCAAAAUUGCCUUGCUGCACUGAUAUUUCAAUUUUUCUGCUUUCUAUCUUAGACCAAUUAUUGUCCACUAGAACAGAAUAUUUGGGUGGCUUAAUUUUCCGUUGCACUUAGUAGUUUGAUACUUUUCCUCUGCCGCCUCCUCUUAUAAAUGAGAUAAGUAUGCUUGAACAUUUUCAA
This is a messenger RNA of Olea europaea var. sylvestris, 1126 nucleotides long. Its product is annotated as NADPH-dependent aldehyde reductase-like protein, chloroplastic. Bases 152 to 928 code for a protein of 258 amino acids. The transcript has a single exon. The record is from RefSeq and is a predicted model, not a curated record. Gene Ontology annotation, molecular function: oxidoreductase activity. Lineage: Eukaryota; Viridiplantae; Streptophyta; Magnoliopsida; Lamiales; Oleaceae.